AUGGCUGACCGGAGCGCGCCGAGCUGCCACCUGCGGCUGGAGUGGGUCUACGGCUACCGGGGUCAUCAGUGCCGCAACAACCUCUACUACACGGCGGCCAAGGAGAUCGUCUACUUCGUGGCGGGGGUCGGCGUGGUCUACAGCCCCCGGGAGCACCGGCAGAAAUUCUACCUGGGGCAUCAGGACGACAUCAUCAGCCUUGCUUUGCAUCCUGAACGUGUGUUGGUGGCAACAGGUCAAGUUGGGAAGGAACCAUACAUCUGUGUGUGGGAUUCAUACACUGUGCAAACCGUAUCUGUUCUAAAAGAUGUUCACACACAUGGUAUAGCUUGCUUGGCCUUUGAUUUAGAUGGUCAGCGCUUGGUCUCAGUUGGUUUGGAUUCGAAAAACACAGUUUGUGUAUGGGACUGGAGAAAAGGAAAAUUGUUAUCAAUGGCUCCUGGUCAUACAGAUAGGAUAUUUGAUAUUUCUUGGGAUUUAUACCAGCCAAACAAGCUCGUCAGUUGUGGCGUAAAACACAUCAAGUUCUGGAGCUUGUGUGGCAACUCAUUGACACCAAAACGUGGUGUUUUUGGCAAGACUGGUGAUCUCCAGACUAUACUGUGCCUCGCCUGUGCAAGGGAUGAAGUGACAUAUUCUGGUGCAUUGAAUGGAGAUAUAUAUGUAUGGAAGGGAAUCAACCUUGUACGGACAAUACAGGGAGCACAUGCUGCAGGAAUUUUCAGCAUGAAUGCAUGUGAAGAAGGGUUUGCCACUGGUGGCAGGGAUGGCUGUGUUCGCUUGUGGGACUUAAAUUUUAAACCAAUUACUGUGAUUGAUCUCAGGGAAACAGACCAGGGAUAUAAAGGUCUCUCUGUAAGAAGUGUUUGCUGGAGAGGAGACCAUAUACUCGUCGGGACACAAGAUAGUGAAAUUUUUGAAAUUGUGGUGCAUGAGCGUAAUAAGCCUUUCCUGAUAAUGCAGGGGCACUGUGAAGGAGAGCUGUGGGCUUUGGCUGUCCAUCCUACAAAACCCCUGGCCAUGACUGGAAGCGACGAUCGUUCUGUCAGAAUUUGGAGUUUAAUAGACCAUGCUCUGAUUGCCCGGUGCAACAUGGAGGAACCCAUUCGCUGUGCUGCGGUUAGUACUGAUGGAAUCCAUCUCGCUCUUGGAAUGAAGGAUGGCUCUUUCACUGUGCUUCGGGUCAGAGAUAUGACUGAGGUUGUUCAUAUCAAAGACAGGAAAGAAGCUAUUCAUGAACUCAAAUAUUCUCCAGAUGGGAAUUUCCUAGCUGUUGGUUCCAAUGACAGCUCUGUGGAUAUAUAUGGUGUUGUUCAACGAUACAAGAAAGUUGGGGAAUGUAUUGGAUCUUUAAGUUUCAUCACGCAUAUGGAUUGGUCUUCAGACAGUAAAUACUUACAGACCAAUGAUGGCAAUGGAAAGAGACUUUUUUACAGAAUGCCAAGUGGAAAAGAAGUAACAAACAAAGAGGAAUUGAAAGGCAUUCAGUGGGCAUCAUGGACCUGUGUUUCUGGCUUUGAAGUUAAUGGAAUCUGGCCCAAAUAUUCAGAUAUAAAUGAUAUAAAUUCUGUGGAUGCGAAUUUUAUUGGACAAGUUAUGGUUACGGCUGAUGAUUAUGGAAUAGUAAAACUCUUUCGAUACCCAUGUCUGAGAAAAGGAGCAAAGUUUAAAAAAUAUCUUGGUCAUUCGGCUCACGUGACAAAUGUCAGAUGGUCGCAUGAUCACCAGUGGGUUGUUUCCAUCGGGGGAGCUGAUCAUUCUGUCUUUCAGUGGAAGUUUGUCCCCGACCGGAAGUUGAAGGACACUCUUCAUAUAGCACCCCAAGAGAGUCUGGUUGAUUCUAAUAGUGAUGAAUCAGAUUCAGAUCAGUCUGAUGUUCCAGAGCUGGACUCUGAAAUUGAACAAGAGACACAGAUCACCUAUCGUCGACAGGUUUACAAAGAAGAUCUACCUCAACUUAAAGAGCAAUGCAAAGAAAAAAGAAAAAGUGCAGCUUCUAAGAGACGUGAGCGAGCUCCAGGGAACAGUAUAAGACUACACUUUGUUCAUGGUUACAGAGGUUACGACUGCCGAAGCAAUCUCUUUUACACUCAGACGGGUGAAAUUGUAUACCAUGUGGCAGCAGUGGGAGUGGUGUACAACCGGCAGCAGAACACACAGCGCUUUUAUCUGGGUCACGAUGAUGACAUCCUUUGCCUUGCUAUUCAUCCCUUAAAGGACUACGUGGCAACAGGCCAGGUUGGUCGAGAUUCCUCAAUACACAUUUGGGAUACAGAAACAAUAAAGCCACUCUCAGUAUUAAAGGGCUAUCACCAGUAUGGUGUUUGUGCUGUUGAUUUUUCAGCGGAUGGGAAACGUUUGGCUUCUGUUGGAAUAGAUGACAGUCACACUAUUGUACUCUGGGAUUGGAAGAAAGGAGAAAAGCUUUCAGCAGUAAGGGGAAGCAAAGAUAAGAUUUUUGUUGUUAAGAUUAAUCCCUACAUGCCUGAUAAAUUGAUUACAGUUGGAAUUAAACACAUGAAAUUCUGGCGGAGAGCAGGAGGAGGACUAAUUGGGAAAAAGGGCUGCAUAGGUGCUUUGGGAAGAACCGACACAAUGAUGUGUGCAGUAUAUGGCUGGACUGAAGAGAUGGCGUUCUCUGGAACCUCCACGGGGGAUGUGUGUAUUUGGAGAGAUGUGUUUCUCAUAAAAACUGUCAAAGCACAUGAUGGUCCUGUGUUCAGCAUGCACGCAUUGGAAAAAGGCUUUGUCACUGGAGGAAAGGAUGGGGUAGUAGCUCUCUGGGACGAUACCUUUGAACGUUGUCUCAAAACCUAUGCCAUCAAAAGGGCUGCUCUGGCUCCUGGAUCUAAAGGUCUCCUCUUAGAAGAUAAUCCUUCGAUACGUGCCAUAUCGUUAGGACAUGGUCAUAUUCUAGUGGGCACAAAGAAUGGUGAAAUAUUGGAGGUGGAUAAAAGUGGACCAAUAACUCUGCUGGUUCAGGGUCACAUGGAGGGGGAAGUUUGGGGUCUAGCUACUCAUCCUCAUUUACCUAUUUGUGCCACUGUAAGUGAUGACAAAACCUUAAGAAUAUGGGAUUUAUCUCCUAGCCAUUGUAUGUUAGCUGUUCGCAAAUUGAAAAAGGGAGGCAGAUGUUGCUGCUUUUCUCCUGAUGGAAAAGCAUUAGCUGUUGGUCUCAAUGAUGGAAGUUUUUUGAUAGUUAAUGCAGAUACCCUAGAGGAUUUAGUCUCUUUCCAGCACAGGAAAGAUGUUAUUUCAGAGAUCAGAUUUUCUCCUGGGGCUGGAAAGUACUUAGCUGUGGCAUCCUGUGACAACUUUGUAGAUAUUUACAAUGUGAUGAGCAGUAAAAGAGUAGGAAUCUGCAAGGGAGCCUCCAGCUAUAUCACGCACAUGGACUGGGACAUAAGAGGGAAACUUUUGCAAGUCAACACUGGUGCUAAAGAGCAGUUGUUUUUUGAAGCCCCUCGUGGGAAAAAACAGACCAUUCCUAGUUUGGAGGUAGAAAAGAUUGGCUGGGCAUCAUGGACAAGUGUUUUGGGCUCUUGCUGUGAAGGGAUCUGGCCAAUUAUUGGUGAAGUCACAGAUGUAACUGCUUCAUGCCUCACUAGUGAUAGUAAAGUAUUAGCCACAGGAGAUGAUUUUGGAUUUGUGAAACUCUUUCGCUACCCUGCUAAAGGAAAGUUUGGUAAAUUUAAGAGGUAUGUUGCUCACAGUACCCAUGUGACAAAUGUCMGAUGGACCUAUGAUGACAGUCUGUUGGUCACUGUUGGAGGAGCAGACACCUCUUUAAUGCUGUGGACUUACGAGAUGGAAGGACAUCGGGACAGCAGGCAGUGUGACAGUGAAGAGUCUGAUCUAGAUUCUGAAGAAGAUGGAGGUUAUGACAGCGAUGUGACAAGGGAAAAUGAAAUUAAUUACACCAUCAAAGCCUUAUCAACAAACAUUAGACCAAUGUUUGGAAUUAAGCCUCAUCUGCAACAAAAGGAGCCAACCUUAGAUGAAAGACCACCAGUUAGUAGGGCAUUGCCACAGCCGGAGAAGCUUCAGACCAAUAAUGUGGGGAAAAAAAAGAGACCUAUAGAGGACCUAAUUUUGGAGCUGGUAUUUGGGUAUCGAGGCAAAGACUGCAGAAACAAUGUUCACUAUUUGAAUGAUGGUGCUGAUGUCAUUUAUCACACGGCGUCUGUUGGGAUUUUGUAUAAUGUGGCAACAGGCUCUCAGUCAUUUUACCAGGAACACAAUGAUGAUAUUUUGUGCCUCACUGUGAAUCAGCAYCCCAAGUUUACCAACAUAGUGGCAACUGGCCAAGUAGGAGACUCAGCAGAUAUGUCAGCUACAGCUCCUUCUAUUCACGUGUGGGAUGCGAUGAACAAGCAGACACUGUCGGUACUGCGGUGCUACCAUUCCAAAGGCGUUUGCUCCGUCAGUUUCAGUGCCACKGGCAAACUGCUGCUGUCCAUAGGGCUGGAUCCCGAACACACCAUUACCAUUUGGAAGUGGCAGGAAGGUGCCAAAAUUGCCAGCCGAGCUGGUCAUAACCAGCGUAUAUUUGUAGCAGAAUUCAGACCAGAUUCAGAUACACAGUUUGUUUCCGUGGGAGUAAAACAUGUGAGGUUCUGGACACUGGCUGGAAGAGCUCUCCUCAGUAAAAAAGGGCUGCUGAGCUCCAUAGAAGAUGCCCGCAUGCAGACAAUGCUUUCUGUAGCUUUUGGAGCGAAUAACUUGACAUUUACAGGUACUAUCAGUGGAGAUGUUUGUGUUUGGAAAGAUCAUGUGUUGAUACGAAUUGUGGCCAAAGCUCACAACGGACCUGUUUUCACAAUGUACACCACACUGAGGGAUGGUUUGAUUGUUACAGGAGGCAAGGAAAGGCCUUCAAAGGAAGGAGGAGCAGUUAAGCUGUGGGAUCAGGAGCUGAAACGCUGUCGUGCCUUCAGACUGGAGACAGGACAGAUGACAGACUGUGUUCGCUCUGUUUGCAGAGGCAAGGGGAAAAUUCUCGUUGGGACAAGAAAUGCUGAAAUAAUUGAAGUUGGAGAGAAAAAUGCUGCAUGUAACAUUCUAAUUAAUGGUCACAUGGAUGGACCAAUCUGGGGCCUAGCAACGCAUCCGUCCAGAGAUUUUUUCCUUUCUGCUGCAGAAGAUGGCACAGUAAGACUCUGGGAUAUUGUUGAAAAGAAGAUGCUGAACAAAGUCAGCUUAGGACACGCAGCUCGUACUGUUUGUUACAGCCCAGAAGGUGAUAUGGUAGCUAUUGGCAUGAAAAAUGGAGAAUUUAUUAUCCUUCUUGUGACCUCUCUGAAAAUUUGGGGGAAAAAACGGGACAGAAGAUCAGCAAUUCAGGAUAUCAGGUUUAGCCCAGAUUCUCGUUACCUAGCAGUUGGUUCCAGUGAGAAUGCAGUGGAUUUUUAUGAUCUGACUUUGGGUCCCACACUAAAUCGAAUCAGCUAUUGCAAAGAUAUCCCAAGUUUUGUGAUCCAGAUGGACUUCUCUGCCGAUAGCUCUUAUCUCCAGGUCUCUACAGGGUCUUACAAGAGGCAAGUGUAUGAAGUGCCUUCAGGAAAGCAGCUUGUGGACCAGACUGUGAUUGACAGAAUAACUUGGGCUACUUGGACAAGUGUUCUGGGGGAUGAAGUAAUUGGAAUCUGGUCCAGGCAUGCUGARAAAGCUGAUGUGAACUGUGCUUGUGUCUCUCACUCGGGAAUCAAUCUCGUAACAGGCGAUGAUUUUGGCAUGGUCAAACUGUUUGACUUUCCAUGUCCUGAAAAAUUUGCAAAACACAAACGGUUUUUAGGUCACUCUGCCCACUUAACUAAUAUUCGAUUCACAAGUGGAGACAGAUAUGUGGUCAGUGCUGGAGGGGACGACUGCAGCUUAUUUGUUUGGAAGUGUGUGCAUAUGCCUCACUGAGAGGGACAUGGAGACUUGCAAAGGGGACACUGCAUGAAGUACCAGGCAUGAAAUACCCAGGAUUGCAACGUGACGUUCCACUGUGCCCUGCAUGCGUAAGAAAUGACCCAAGACACAGAGCAAUGUGUCUCUGAACGACCUGGAGCUCCUGGAGUCUGCCAGAAGGAUGGACUGUCACAGAGACACUGAGGCUGCUUUGGUGUCAGAUAAUCCGGGUUUGUAUUCCACUCACUGCCAGAUGUUGAAAACAAAAUAUGCGGAUGAAAGGAAAAAGUGAAUUGUUAAUCAAUGURCAGUUUCACAGCAAGUUCUUGGGGUUUUAAUCAAGAGAUGCUAUUUCUGACCUAAUGCUGUACAUUGAUCUCUUUUCAGCAUGAAUGUUUUUCCUUUAAGUUUUGAGGUCUAAAUAGGAUAGAUAAAAAGAGUAUUCCAUAUUUUAUUACUGAGAGAGAGAGAGACCAUAUAUUAACUCUGAAAUAUAUAGUAUUUUAAUAAAUGUUUAAUUAUUAUAAGGGAAAUUAUAUUUCUAUGGUUGGUCAAAAGGAAACAUCAUCUGGUGAAGCAGAAAAUAAUAGAGCUGAUUCYUUAUGACUGAAAUAUUUCUGUAUUUAGAGGCCUGGGUCACAGUCAUGUCUGGUGAAAGCCGUUGGAUAUGCAUGAUCUUCAUGGCUAAUUUAGUGUUUUUGUUGCACUUAAACAUUAAAUUAGUUCUAUGAGCAAAAAUAUAUUUGCUCACUUUGCGAGUGCCUUGCCCACUACCUAAAAGUCUAACUCCAAUUUUUGCCUUGUGAAUAAAAGUAUUCUCAGUGGAAGAGAGAUUAUUGCUGUGUUACUUGACUGGGCUGUGAGCCUCUCUGCUGGAAAUGUGGACCAGGGUGAGGAUUUUGUAGUUUUCUUGUCGAUAAAACUUGGGAUGUCACCAGUGGCAAAAAUAGAAUUUCAGAGCAAUAUGAACUGAUUUUAUUUUCUCAGCAUCAUAGGGGAGAUUCAGAGAGAAUAUAAACUUUGCAAGCAUUAUAUUUUAUACAUUUGAACUUUUUAACAGAGUUAGGACUAGCUGGGAGAUGUCUCUAUUCAGAUUUCUCUUCUGAUUGUAAAAAUGUCCAAUCAUCUGCUUCUUUGAAUGGACCCGCUGUCACCUCGAGCAUUUAUUCUAUCCUGCAACAUAACUGAGAUUCUAAGUUGGAGAAACAUUAAACAACAUAAACAAUAAAAACCCGAACAAAGCUGUGUUUUGAGUAGAAGUGAGGAAGAUUUYAUCAGCUGUUUGUCUAGAUUAUGUCACAGAGUAGCAUUAGAGACAGUUAAUUUUYAUGUAACAUAGCAGGGAUCAAAAGUCACUAAUGAUCAGCACUGUUGUCAUUGUGGCGUUCUGCUGUGAGCAGAAAGCUCUCUUUCCAUGUAAGCCAGCAUUGCUCUGACAGUGGCACCUGUUUAGGUCAUCAACAGGCUUUGGUGUUAUUCACCACUUGCAUUUUCUUAUGCCAGAUGAAAAAGAAAUAAACCUCAUCUCUUCCUGUGAUCAACUCGUGUGCGUGGUGGUUACAGAGGGAAUGGGAGGGCUUGCAGGUAGAAGGGAAGGAGAAAAGUUACAGAGCCAAAUUCCUGUGCUCUCCUUGUUGUGUGCUAUACAAAGCUAGUUAUCCACCUGUCUUAGGUAAUAUAUUUUAUAUAUCAAGCUGUGACAAAUAUUUAUUUUAAAGGAGUUGUUGAACUAAACAGUUAUCAGGUUUCUCAGCAUGAUGGUUCUUAGCAAAGUCUUGCCAGUCAUGCAGCUGCUAUUCUACAGGAGCAAAACUCUGAGGACUCUGUACACUCUUGCCAGUAAUGUUUAUGAGUUCAGGGGAAUUCCAUAUGAGAAUUGUGAUUAGACCUGAUGUAUCUCAUAACCUUGUUUCCUGCCUGUCUGUUGUACAUGAAAAUUAAUUCUCUGGCGUUUAAAUCUCCUCUUUACCAGAGAAAUGGUUUGCAGUGUGCUCUUCUGUAGCUGUGAUUUUGUCCCUUAUUAAACACAUCUGUGCAGGACUUUGGGACUUGGAGUAGGAUUUGUCCUGUCUCUCUUUUAAAGUUGCCUUUCAUUGGAUCAGGAUGGAUAAGUGUUAAGAGCUGCCUCUUAGUCUGUCCUACUCAGACUGCCAGAUCAGAGUCUCUGAUUUUUCUGUCUCUGAUUUUACCAUUCAAAAUCCUAGGCUCAGUGAGCUCUUCUGUAGGCCUUCACCAGUGAAGGAGGUAUGUGGAUCAAGAGGGUUUGUUCCUGAAUCCCUCUCGCUGCUCCUCUUCUCCUCCCUCCCCCUAMCCCCUUCAUUAAUGCUGUGCCUCUCCACUGAUAAUUUGUCCACUGGUGCUUUUCCCCUGAGGAAUCCCAAAGGCCACCCCAGAGCUGAAGGAUGAGCAGUAAGGGCUGGGUGAAUURCAGCAGGGCUGCCCUGGGAGGAGCAAGGCUGAGCCUCCAGCUCUCCCUGCUUCUCCACUCUCUUCCAAACCUCACUGCUGCUGUAGAGGGCUGAGAUGGGAGCUGGAAGCUGAGGAGCUCUUUAAAAACUAAACUGCCAGCACUGUUCCUCUUCUUGCAGCCCAUAUUGGUAGCCAGUGUUCUCCCUGGUGAAACUGCUUCAUGGUUUGCCAGAUAAAAUGGGGCAGCCAGCAGGGAAUGAUCACAAAUGUUGGAAAGGAGAGAGCAGAGCCUCAGCUGCAGUUUGGAGCAUUAAUGUCAUUGUGAUUCUCUGCUGAAGUGAAGAGCUGGCUGUCAGCUCGGUCCAAGUUGGCAGCUUUGUGGUGUUUUUGGUCUUUUUGUCUGUGAUGGUGCUUGCUACUGUGCCUCAUUUGCUGUUUACAUUAAAUGCUACUGUAGUAACUUGCUAAUUGUUGGCACCCGUGCUUGAAGCUGUGCACAUGGGAACAGGCUGCCUGUUCUGGUGGGCAGGCAGAGAAGUCAGAGGAUGACAGAACCCCCUAGGAUAGGUUGGGAAGGAGCUGGAAUGUGGAGGAACUCACUAGUGACAGCCUUUCAUCUGAAGCAUCACAGAGAGAACUGUGAGCAGGCGGGCUCUGCCUGAAGCUUCUCUCUUCUGUGGUCAUACAGCACCAGGGAAGGCCAGGAAAAGUUCUUUGUAUAAUUCARUCACUCAAAGUGGAUGAUUUUGUACUGUAGCUUGUCUUUUUGGUAGCAGCAAACAUACAUAUUUGGGAUCUUUAGUUAGCAAUAUUUUUAAUUAUAAAAGAUACUAACUAGAGAGCAGAUUCAAUUAAAAUAAAAUGACAUGUCASUUAAAAAAAAUGUGCCCUUGAAAGCCAUUAAGCAUGCUUAGAAAUAAGAGGAUAAGGAAAAUCCAGCUCCUAGGAGCAAGGAUAUAUUUAAAAUAAAUACAUUUAGAACUGGGAGUUGCCAUAGUGCAAGAAUUGAGAUACACAGUUGAGAAUCAAGUCAGAGCAAAUUAGUCAAAUAUGUUGAAUCAUUUAGACUUGAUUUUUUUUUUUUUUUAUUCUCAAGAAGGCAGUCAGCAUCUAUGACUUGCUGAUUUUGCUGGGGAAAGCAAGAAAUGCUGUGAAAUGAAGGGAUAGGAUUUUAGAAAAUUAGGGCUAUUUUAUCACUUGUUGACAGCAGUGGGAAAGCAUACAUUCAGAGCAACUAAUGACUUUGCUCUGUGUCAGGGUUUCAGUGUCAGCAAGAUUCAUUUCAGCAUAACUGAACUUUCUGCCAGUCAGGAAGAUGCUGCCCUGGAACUGUGCCAUCAGAAAGCAGGUSCACUGCAGGUGAGACAUCUCCUCAGUCUAAAAACAGUACCAAAUAAAGGACUUCAGUACCAAGAGCAGGACUUUGAUAGCAUUCAGGAAUGGCUUAGUUUAAAACCGUGAUCCACUUCUCUCAGCUGCUGCCUAAACCAUCUCAGCCCCACUCUUGGAGUUGCCCGUUUGCUGAGAGACCCCACACCCCUGAGCUGGCCCUGCAGCACCUCCCCCUCAGGAUCCCAACCCAUCCUGGGCUGGAUGUGCUGGGCAYAGUGGAAGAACAUUGUCCAAAACAUUUUGUGUUCUGUCAAUGUUUUGAACAAAGUGGAGCAUCCUGUAGACUCUACAGAAAGAAAAGCAAGGCYACAAGUCACAAAAUACAUUGCCACAUUAGUGAUGUAAACACCCCUAGUUGUAUUGCAUUUGUGUGCUUUUUUGUUCUUAUUGGUUUUUUAGGUUUCCUUGCGACCUGCUGUUUUUCUAAAAUUUUUAGCAGCAUUUGAUUUCUGCUCAUGUGGAUAGRUCCAUGUGCUUGCCAAAGCCUGCUGUCAUUCCUUAUCCCACUCACUGUUGGGUGGUUACACCGAACUCAUUUAUUCUGUUGGCUCUGGCUUCUGCUCUUCACUUAAAUUUGACUUCUAGCUUGAACUCUGCAUAGCAUAUUUUAGAAAUAAAAAUAGAAUAGUUUUAGGUGCAUAAUACGCAUAAAAGCCACAAUAGGUUUCUUUGCCAAAUAAUUUGCAUUUUAAGAAUUACCAGGUAGUUUWCUCAGCCUGUUUGAUGCUAGAACAGGUAAGCACCAUUUUUUCACUUUAUUAGCAGCAAACCAGUCACAACCUUGAUACCUUGAUCUGUUUUUAUGUUAACUGUGAGACCAGCAAUCUAACCCAUUCACUACUUCUUUGGAAAGGAAGAGGAAAAAAAGCAUAGAGUAUGUGUUCUUUUCCCCAUCCCUCUGUUUGAAACAAAAUAACAAAAGGUGUAAGCAUGGUGACAAUAGGCAGUUCUUAUAAUUUCCAUCAUUCUUACAAUUUCCUUUUAGUUUUGAAAUUAUGGAACAUAGGGUGGAGGAAACAGUAGCAGGAAAACAGUAAAAAAAUAUGGAGAAAAGGCUGAAGAGAGGAAAGUGGAGAAAGGAAAACUCAAAAAUAGGCAAAGGCAAGAUGAAAGGACUGACAUGGGUGGAGGUGAGUGGWAGACGUUGUUCCAGAUGGGAAAUAUUCAGUGGCUGCUUGGGAAGUGUGAGGGCUGGAGAGCAGCAGAGUGCUGGAAAGGCUGCAGGCAGCUUAGGUUGCUCUGUUUUUGGGAAGAUGCAGCCACUCUCCUGGACUGCAGCCUUCGCUGCCAGAGCUGUGGGACACUGGUUUGGAGCUGAGCUAAAGCAGCAAACAGCACGGUACCCRCAGCUGCAGUGGAUGCGCCAUGGAACAAAGGAACUGCUACAAAGACAAAAGUGCUCUGUAGUACUGAGAGCUCAGGCAAAAGAAUUUAAGGAUGUAUUUUAAAAUGCUUCUCAUCUUUCCACCUAAGCCAGCCUGCUUUAAUAGGCCUCUUCUAAAAAAUGUUCUUUAAACAAAAAAUAUUAAACCAAAGAAAUAUACUUCAGAAAACUCUUCAUAACCAAGCUGUAGCAAUUACUGCCUCUCUUGUUUCUUUCCUAUUCARCAGUUCUUGGUUCUGUUCCCAGGCAUUCACAGCAUUUAAGAUGGCAGACAUGAAAGCUGUGGGCUCUAUUAGUUUUAACUCAAGGUUUAACAGUGAGAAGAAUGUGCAGAGGGCAGUUCAGAUUCUACUUUAGCUGAGUUUUCCAUGGUUCCGUGCCAUGGGCAUUCAAAUAUGUAGGAAGUCAGGUGAAUUUAAUGUAGAUUCUAGGAAUACAUGUGAGUAGAAAUAAGUCAGUAUAAGGUUUUUGAUUUCAUCCCAUAGCAAACCAUUACAAAACAGAGAAAUAAUUAAGGUAAACUUUAUGUAAAAAACAAUCCAAACUCAUUAUAGGUGCAGGUUAGACAACUGGACUUUUACUCGUAGCAACUCUUUGUAAGAAACACAAAAUUUGUGCAUGAAUAGCUGGACUGAUCCCUCUCCACCUUCUGGAGAGCAAUUGAGUUUGGGACAUGAGAGGCACGAUGCUCCCAUUGCUUGGUGUGUUUGGAUUUCUCUUCCAUAAGCCAAAAUAGGUGUUUCCUUAGUUUUUCUGUUGCUGUUUGUGCGAUAACUUCAAGACUCUGCAAAGUGAUUUGCUCUUAGCAGCAUGUAUCUUGCUUAGUUUGGGCACAGAUGUCAUGUGACAGCUUGUUGAAAACCAGAAAGAAACCCAAACCAAAACCAACGAAUCUCAAAUAUUUUUUUGUUUUUUUAAUGGUAUCUUGCCAAGUAUUGUCAUGUUGGUUCCAUUGCUGUGAAGAUGUGUGUGAUUCACAGUUUGGAAAGGAAAGCAGAUUCUAUCCACUUAACUCCUAAGUGGCCCCCUCAAUAGACGGUGUUUUAAACCAGAGCAUUAAGGCCACUCGUGCUUUACCAACUUAGGAGGGGGCAAAUGCCACUGUCCCAUGGUGUGUGGUGCUGCAGAGCUCAUAAAGCUGCUGCAGCAUUCAGCUGCUCUCAGCAGGGCCAAGGCUGGAGAUGAGGUCGUAAGGACAAAACCAUAAAUUAUUGCAAAAAGCAUUGCAUUUGAGCAUUCUGAAAAAGGGCUUUAGUAGGGGGGUAUUUUAGUUUUAGGCCUCUUACAGGAUUGUAAGCCUUUAGGGAAAACAAACAAAAAAMAAUUCAUGUAAUAUUCUCCAUUAUUCCUUCAUUAGUUUGGCUAUUACUACUCUUCCUCCUGCCCACAGAAGCCCUUAUCCCAGCUCCCCCUUCCCAGCCGCCAAAUAAGUUUAUUUUUCCAAUGUAGUGGCUGAGAGGUCACCCAGCUUUAACCACAGCUUUGCUGUUACUSUGGUCAUUUGUAAUGCAAAGCCAACCCCAAGCAUUUUGUUGCUGAAAAUUAAUUUUCUAUUAACUUAGUUGCAAAUUCUUGUGAUGGGGAGAAGCGGGGGAUCUUUCCAUGCAAUCGAGCUGAAGUGGUACUGCUACAACACCCCGAUUUUUUCAAUCACCAGUUGCACUCAGGACAUGUGCUACACUGUAUUCUUUUGGAAUCCAGUAAAUGUCCUUUCUAAACAAACUCUAGGCAUGAACACAGACACACAUUGCAUGAAAUAAAAAUGAUUUCCUGUACUUUUGUGAAAUGUUGGUGCUGUUGGRUAGUACUUUACACAUUUCUGAUCUAAUUUUCCUUUUCUUGCUACUAUGUAUCCUGGUGUUGUGGUUUCAAGUGCAAAAUACCUUGAUUUUUAUUUUUUAAGCAAUACCUGGUAAGCUUCAUUUUUAGCUUCAUUUCUGCUUUUUAGUUCAGUUAUGGGUAUAGAGCAUAAAGUAAUGGAAAAGCUGCAUUACUGAUUUGUGAAGCAAGUUAAGGCAUUUUUAAUGUAAAAUUUCAUAUKCAAGCCCAAAAUGAUAACUUAAAAAUGUAAUGAACUAAGUAAAUGCGUUAGAACCGUUCCCUUGGAAAAAAAAAUGCCCUUUUAGCUUUGUGGCUUGGUUUGUUCACCCUUUCUUAGCAGAGGAAAAGCAGCAGCUCCUUUUGUCACGCUGAACACUGUGCAGUUGGUGACAGCCCAGCACAGCAGUGGAAAUGCAGCAAUGGAGAUGGUCCUGGUCUUCUGCUGCCCUUACGAAUUAUUGUCUCCUCAUCUCACACAGAAACAGCUUCAUUGUGGCAGCUAUUUCUGCAAGGGACAGCUAAUGAAGGCAUUGGGAAAUUCUGUAGAAAAAUAAUGUUCUUUGCAGUCUUUCAUCUAGAAACCCAUUUGAGCGGUGCUCUGUGCAAUACGAGAGCACAUCCUCUCCUCUCCUCCCCAUCAGGUCACCUUAUGAAAAUAUUUUACUGUAGUUCUCUAAGCUUAAAAUCCAGUUGUCUGUUCAGAUUCGUUGUUUCAUUAUGGAGUGUGUCAGAUAAUCCCUCUUGCUUUAACAAGAAAAAAAAAAAGAAAAAAAAAAGGUAUUUCAAACUAGUCCAAAGGUAUGGUCAGUCAUGUAUUACUGUAAUAAGGAUCAUGGGUUUAAAUGUACUCCAUUUUGGUUUCCACCAUGAACAUCUAAUUCCUGUAACAAUGUUGUAUGUUUAUUUAAAUUAUAUAUAUAUAUAUAUAAAUUACAUGUCCGAUUUUUGCAUUAAUUAAGAUUUUUUUAAAUUUGAAUAUAAACUUUGAGUACUUUAUUUAAAAAAAAAUUAAAAAAUACUUUUCCUGGAGUGUUAAGUUAUAAAAUCAAGACUAUAUUUGUCAAAUUUAAGUUUAA
Messenger RNA from Malurus melanocephalus (red-backed fairy wren), 13977 nucleotides. RefSeq names its product EMAP like 5 (gene EML5). Gene Ontology annotation, molecular function: microtubule binding. The transcript is spliced from 42 exons. The record is from RefSeq and is a predicted model, not a curated record. NCBI's taxonomy places the organism in Eukaryota, Metazoa, Chordata, Aves, Passeriformes, Maluridae. The coding region runs from base 1 to 5910 and encodes 1969 amino acids.